AAUCCCAUCCUAAAUCCUCCGCUACGUAAUCGCUGACCCGGAGCUAGAGCUACUACGACGACGGCGACGGGGAGUGCGCAGUGACGCGACGAGCUACGCGGAGACAGUGCUACUCCGAGAAAAGCAAGGCGAGAGACACACCCGGUCAGGUCUCCCCUGGACUCCUCUAGAGCAAACACCAGGCAGAGCCAACUCGAAUCAAAGAGAGAGAAGGGCAGAGUUUCCAAUCGGCGGGAGGGGCCGCUUCACUCUGGCCGGAGCCGGAGGGAAUUCGCUCAUCCAUUCAUCCCGCGACCAGUUUGCAAGACUGUGUACACCUGUCCUGUUGUCCAGUAGACGAGAAACAGAGCAAAUACGCUGGCAAAAGACAAAAAGUCCUCUUGGAUGGCCAGAAGAAAACCUCGUGGAUUUCAUCGACUGCACAUAUAGUUCUUGGCUCCUUAACUGGCAAUUAGAAACAUCGCUGGGACAGGAACUUGAGACGCUCUUCUUGUUUAAUCAUGAUGUUUCCUAAGCCGUGGUAUAUUUUCCGGAGAGAAAAGUUGCAAAUUCGUCGCCUUUCCCUUUUGUUUGGCUUUAUGCCUAUAUGGAAAUCCAAUAAGGUUAGGUGGAACAGUUGCUGAAUAAUUGCAGGGAUGAAAAAGUCAACCUGGCAAUGGAUGACGAUCAUAGCCAUAUAGAAACAUGUCAUAGUUCUCUGAAAAAAAAACUCCUGAGCUGGCUGCUCUGUUCGUAAUACUAUACCUUCAGUCAAGCCAUGAAAAACACAUAAUGUUAAUUUUUGGACUCUGAUAAGUGUUACAAGUGUGGUGCGGAGCAAUUCCAUCCCGACGUUUUUUGAUGGUAGUUACCCAAGGAUGGCAACUUUAUGUUUAGAUGGCAAGUUUCAGUUUUUUGGGGUUUUCUUUUUCGGAUGGCAACUUUAGAGUAAAAAAACGUCAGGGCGGUGUUACUUCGUGCCACACGUGUGGCACUUAUCAUUUGGAUAUUUUUUUUGAAAAUUGGCAAAUACUCUACAACACUUGACACUUGAGUUCGUUCUCACAGCUUAUUUUCUCUGUAAUGUGGAGGCUUUGGUUUGUCUCAUGUACUUCUCUGGCUUUGGUUUGUCUCUGGCUUUGCCUUCACCUUCUAUAAGCUUUGCCCUCUUUUUGUUUGAAAUUUCUUCAGGAGGAAUAUCCUGUCAAAAAAGCUAAUCCUGCUGAACACAAUAACGCGAAACAAUUUCUGCAGAGUCAGUGAUUUCUCUGCUAGCAUGGAAACACCCGAUAGCACUCACCACAGCGUCGCAAGCGUGCAGGAUGCUGGAGAGCCUGCACCAGUUCUUGCAGAAAAUCCAGACCCAUCCUUGGAGAUUCAAGAAAAGUUACCUCACAACUUGACAGGGCACAAGGAGAACUUGACAGAGCACCAUAUAGGGCAUAGUGUACCUGCAUCACCUGAAAUGUUCCCGCGCUCGGUUCCAGCUCAAGUAUCCAACAAUUCCUUGACCGAAAAGACAGAUGAUGCAACUUCCACAAAUAACAGUGAAAAAGUGAACAAUAUACCUCAUAAUGGUUCAUGCAGUGACAGUACCAUGGUAACAAGUGAAAGCAAAUCUAACGGGCACAAUCCGGAUCAUCGAGCGAACAUUGCCGCCACCCCAAAUAAGGGAGCAGAAACUGAAAGCAGACCAUACAAAGGCCUUGUUGACACUGCUGCACCAUUUGAGUCUGUUAAAGAUGCUGUCACCAAGUUUGGAGGAAUCGUUGACUGGAAAGCAUACAGAACCCACACAUUGGAGAGACGCGGGGCUAUGCAACUUGAACUUGAGAAGGUUAAACAAGACAUUCCACAAGUCAAAGGAAGUUCAGAAACUGCUGAAAUGGCAAGAUCGCAAGUGGUCGAGGAGCUAGAGACCACCAAAAGGCUUGUAGAGGAGCUGAAGCACAAGCUGGAGAGAGCAGAGGUUGAACUGGAGCAAUCAAAGCAGGAUUCUGAACUUGCACAGCUCAGGGCACAAGAAAUGGAGCGGGGGAUCGACAAUGGGGCCAGUGUAGUAGCUCAAACAGAGUUGGCAGUAGCCAAAGAAAGGCAUCAAAAGGCUAUUGAGGAACUGAAGAUGGUCAAGGAGGGAUUAGGAUCAACACAAGAACAGUACACCACCUUAGUAACUGAAAGGGAUGCAGCAACCAAAAGAGCAGAGGAAGCUGCUUCUGCUGCGAAGGAGACAGAGAAGCGGGUCGAGGAGCUUACUCUAGAACUAUUCGCAUCCAGAGAAUCUCUUGAGUUGGCGCACGCCGCGCACCACGACGCAGAAGAGCACAGGCUUGGAGCAGCCUUGGCAAAGGAGCAGGAUUGCCUGGCCUGGGAGAGGGAACUGCAGCAGGCGAAGGAGGAGCUGCGGCAACUCGAUGAGCAAAUCCUAUCGAAAACUUCUGCGCAGUCCAAACUUGAUGGAAACAAGGGCAUUUUUCUUAGGCUCAGUGCUGAUCUGGCUGCCUAUAUGGCAAACAAAUCAAGCGAAGAAGAUGGAGCAGUUGAGGAGCAUGGUUCUGAGGAAGAUAGAGAAAUGAGUAGGUCAAUCAAGCAAGCUCUAGCAUCGGCCAGAGUGGAGCUUGAGGAUGUUAGAGGAAACAUAGCAAAAGCAAAUGAUGAAGCCAACCUAAUACGAGCUGUUGCAGAAUCACUGAGGACAGAGCUGGAUAAGGAGAAAGCCUCACUUGUUACAUUGCAGCAGAGGGAGAGCAUGGCGUCCAUCACACUCUCUUCUCUAGAAGCCGAGCUCAGUAGAACAAAACAAGAGAUAGAAAUGGCGUACACCAAGGAAGCAGAAAGCAGAGCAAAAAUGGCAGACAUUCCAAAAAUGCUGCAGCGAGCAGCCCAGGAGGCAGACGAUGCCAAGGUGGCAGCACAUUCUGCACGAGAAGAUCUGAGGAAAUCCAAGGAAGAAACCGAGCAAGCCAAGGCCGCUGCCACGACUGCGGAGGUCAGGCUACGCGCAGCUUUGAAAGAAAUAGAGGCGUCUAAGGCAUCCGAGAGGCUGGCACUAGUGGCAGCCCAAGCGCUGCAAGAGAGUGAGGAGGCUACAAGCUCUGAAGAUUCUCCGAGAGUGACACUUCCGCUAGGCGAAUACCACCUUCUUAGCAAGAGGGUUCAUGAAGCCGAAGAGCUCGCCAGCGAGAGGGUGGCGGCAUCGUUGGCGCAAAUAGAGCUGGCGAAAGAGUCUGAGUCAAGGAGCCUGGACAGACUUCUUGAAGUGUCCAGGAGUAUGGACCAAAAGAAGGAUGCUCUGAAAAUCGCAUCGCAGAGGGCUGCCAUGGCAGAGGAGGGGAAACUUGGCGCCGAGGCGCAGUUGAGGAAAUGGAGAUCUGAGCAUAAGCAGCUUCGAAAAGCUCAUGAAGCUGCAAAACAUGCAACUAGUCCUUUGAGCACUCCAUUUGCUGGAUACAAGGAGGCCUCUUACCAGGAAAAUAAGGAAGUUCUUACACAACCAAUAUCAUAUAUGUCAGAUAAUAGCAUGGGUGGAUUUGUUUCGGACAAGAAGCUACGCAAAAAGAAGUCAUUCUUCCCCCAAAUGUCCAGCGUUUUCUCUAGAAAGGUGCAGACACAAACAUAAAAAUGAUCAUAUGUACACACACAUCUUGUUUUACAUUGUACAGCGUAAAAUUGUAACUGGUGUAUUAAGUAAAUAAGGUUGUUUUGAGAAGCCUUGCGAUUUGUUGUAGACAACUACAGCUGAGGGCAUACCA
Triticum aestivum (bread wheat) is the source of this 3731-nucleotide messenger RNA. RefSeq names its product protein WEAK CHLOROPLAST MOVEMENT UNDER BLUE LIGHT 1. NCBI's taxonomy places the organism in Eukaryota, Viridiplantae, Streptophyta, Magnoliopsida, Poales, Poaceae. Gene Ontology annotation, cellular component: cytosol. The transcript has 3 exons. Gene Ontology annotation, biological process: chloroplast avoidance movement; chloroplast accumulation movement. The record is from RefSeq and is a predicted model, not a curated record. Bases 1256 to 3598 code for a protein of 780 amino acids.